Molecule: messenger RNA, 939 nt
Organism: Nilaparvata lugens (brown planthopper)
Lineage: Eukaryota; Metazoa; Arthropoda; Insecta; Hemiptera; Delphacidae
Exons: 1
Coding region: 1-939 (312 amino acids)
Source: RefSeq, a predicted model, not a curated record
AUGUCAGGAACCUGUGGCGUUUGCAAUGUUAAUUUAAGCUCUAGUAAGGCUUCGGAUGUGGUUGCAUGUUCCGGUAGCUGCAAAAAAUCUUUUCAUCUUGCCUGCAUAAAAGACGAUAGUGAGGAGACAAAAGUGCGUUCUGUGAAGCAAUGGAGAUGUAAAGACUGUCGUGAUUUCAAUAGUCUGAUUUCGGAUUCCAAUGCCAACAUUACCAAGGAUUUUAUGCGAAAGGUACUGGAAGGUUUCAGGAAUGACUUCUUCCGAGAACUUAAAUUAGUGAGAGAUGAAAUGGCAGGAGUGGUUGAAUCGAUUGGGUUCCUAUCAGAUAAGGUCGACGCAAACAAUAGCUUAUUGGAUGAACUAAGAAAGGACGUUACUAAACUGCAAAACGAAAACAAAUUUUUGCGAGCAGCCAAUGCAUCUGUUAAUGCGGCCAACGACGUCAUGCAAGAGCGGAUUAGAGCGUUGGAACAAUACACGCGACGUGACAACGUCGAGAUCAGCGGCGUUCCAGCGACAGCCAAUGAAGACGUGGUCAAACUGGUGAAAGACGUCGGAGGAAUGAUUGGAUGUGCAGUGGAUGAUGCACACAUCAUCGCGGCUCACCGUGUGCCCAGCUUCCGAAACGACCGACCGCCGUCCCUCGUCGUCCAUCUCAGCUGUCGAGCCAUCAGGGAUGAGUGGAUCAAACGUUUCAAGGAAAAUAGGAAUGCUGCCACUGCCGACAGAAUAAACGCGUCCUUUCCAAAGCAAAAAGUGUUUGUGAACGAGCAUCUUGCCCCAGUGAACAAAUUGUUUUUAUCCAAAUUAAAAAAGAAGUGCCGAGCCAUAGGGUACACGUACGUAUGGUUUCGUGAGGGAAAAUUCUUUGUUAGGAAAUCGAAUGGUGAGAGAUGUCAGAGAAUUGUGACCGAUGCUGAUAUUGAAAAUCUGAAGUAG